UUGGCACCGCUCGGGGUCGGCGGCGCGGAGCAGGUGGCUGUGGCCGGGCAGCUGUGCCCUGAGCCUGGUGUGUUGGGUCAGAGUCCCGCCGCCUUUGUCGCCAGCCCUUGCUGGGCCGGCCCCCUCCCUGCUCCCGGCCGGACUCGGCGCCGCGUUGGGCUUUGCUGCUGCGCCCCGGGGCCCGCUCUCCGCGGGCGCUGGCAGGGAAGCGGGCGGUCAGGGGCGACCGGGACCCCAGCCCAAUAUGGCUGAAGUCAGUAUCGACCAGUCCAAGCUGCCGGGAGUCAAGGAAGUGGGCGUCUGUUGGAACCGAUUGGACAACAUGAUGAGGAUGCUUGCGAUUAAGCAGCUGAGACUAGUCUAUAGAGACUGGCCAGUUUUACAAGAUAACAUUGUCACACAACAAUGCUGCAAAUUACACAAGUCUGCCGAGAUUUUGCUGUGCUGGAGGACCACACCUUGGCUCACAGCUUGCAGGAACAGGAGAUCGAGCAUCAUUUGGCAUCAAACAUUCAGCGGAACCGUUUGGUCCAGCAUGAUCUCCGAGUGGCUAAGCAGCUUCAAGAGGAAGACCUAAAAGCCCAGGCUCAGCUCCAGAAGCGCUACAAAGACCUUGAACAACAAGAUUGUGAAAUUGCUCAGGAAAUUCAGGAGAAGCUGGCUAUUGAGGCAGAGAGACAACGCAUUCAGGAGAAGAAGGACGAGGACAUAGCCCGCCUAUUGCAAGAAAAGGAGUUACUAGAAGAGAAGAAGCGAAAGAAGCACAUUCUAGACUUGUCUGGAGCCAAUGCUUAUGGAGAUAAUUACUCUCAUGAUGAUGGAGACCACCCUAGGUCAAGGAGGGCCAGGGAAUUGGGGUCUGGCUUCUCAGAGUCUCACAGACUCCCAAGUGAUGGAAAGACUGUGAAGCAGAGAAAGGAGAAACUUAAACAUGCACUGAAGGACUCGGAAGACCUGGAAGAACACUGCUCAUCCAAGAGGCCUUUGUCAUCUUCUAACUGGGGCGGAGUGAGAGAUGAUCCUCAGAGUAACAGGGAGCAGCAUGAAAAGAAAGGAUCUGGGCAGGAGAGGCUCCAGAGAUCUCCACUUCCCAAGAUCAGUGGUGAGGUGUUUCUGAGCACUGAAGUUGAUGACUGGGAGGCUAAGCGUAGCCAUCGAACUUGGAAUUGGGAAAAACAUUCUCGACACGAAGACCGAAUUCCACCCAACUCCUCACAGAAAGCUGGGCCUCACUGCAAAGAUGUUUAUGGGAAGGACCGUGGGCAAGGUGAGCUCAGAGAAAGGAGACAUAGAUCCUGGUCUCCUCCUUUCUCAGAGAGUGAAGAGCAAGUCCACCUUCAGAACACAGGAACAAAGACAAGAGUAGUGAAAGAAGCUGUCUCUACCCCAUCACGAGUGACCCACAGGGAUCAGGAAUGGUAUGAUGCUGAAAUUGCCAGAAAGCUGCAAGAAGAGGAACUUCUGGCUACCCAGGUGGACAUGAGAGCAGCUCAAGUAGCCCAGGAUGAGGAAAUAGCUCGACUUCUAAUGGCUGAAGAAAAGAAAGCUUACAAGAAAGCCAAGGAGAGGGAGAAAUCAUCUUUAGACAAAAGAAAGCAUGACCCUGAGUGGAAGCCCAAAACAGCCAAAUCAGCACACUCAAAGUCAAAAGAGAGUGAUGAACCUCACCGUUCUAAGAGUGACAGGCCAGCACGGCCACCACCGCCUACCAUGACAGAUGCUGAGGAUUUUGAUUACACUCAUUUUACAAACCAGCAGAAUUCCACACGCCAUUUCUCAAAAUCAGAGUCCUCUCACAAAGGUUUUCAUUAUAAGCAGUAAAAACCUAGGAAUCUGCUUCAAAAAUGGACUCACUAUAGCAAAUAUUACUGGAUGAUACAGAAUUCAUUUCACAACUUAUUUUUUCUUCCCAUAUUUUUGCAUUCCUGGGAUUUAUCCUCAAAUGUUUUUGACCGUGAAUAUUUUUAAUUCAUUUUAUAUUUUGAUUACUUGUGAUCACUUGGGUAGUAUAAGAAAAUGUUGCUUCUGAAUACUGGCCGUUUCUGUGCUACAUAGACUUCCUGGGACAUAGUGUCUAAGAGCUCUGUCAAAUGCCGUCUUGUUAGGUAUGGAGUAACUAGGGACUAGUCUUUAUUUAGCAACUUGAAUUUUAUGGAGAUGAAUGUUCAAAGUAAAAAUGAUGUUUGGAUGCAAUGCAGAAUAAAAGAAUAUAUGAAAUAGCUUUUCGGUGCAUUAGUGUAUGAUAUUUUUUGAAGGGUAGAGCCUUGGCUUUUUGUACUCUUCAGGAAAAGAAAAAAAAUACAACCAUUAAGUAUUAAAAAAAGAAACACUUGUAACAAUUGAAAUACGUUAUUCUGAUUGCAUGGACUAUAGGAUUUUGUAUAUCCUUCUAAACCUUCUACAGAAAUGGCCUAGGUAUUAUUAUUUAACACUUGCUCUUCUCUUGCUUCCUCAGUAGCAAGGGCAGUGGACCAUUUAUUAGUAUUAAUUGGCAAAAAUGUAAUUCUGUGAAGUUUUAACUCAGAUCUAUGCAAAGUCAACUGCAAGUGAAAACUUUAUAUCUCUUCUCUUUUUUUACAUUUACUUGUAGAGCCAAGGAAUGAAAUGGAAUUUCAUGAAAUUCCAUGAAAUGGAAUUGAAGACAGUUACAUAAAUAAUGAUGCCAUCUCUCUGGAAGUAUACUGAAGUUUUUCUCUUGCUUAAUGUCAUAGCAGUAUUUGUUGGCAGCUUCUCAAUAAUGUUUUGUUUAACCUGCUGGUAAUUAGAUUAAUUCAAAACAAAGUUGAAUUUCAUAAAGUGGUUCUUUAUUCAAAUAUUUGGUUUUAUACAUUUGUUAAUGGAGAUUGUAUUCAUUUGUGUAAGACCUUUAAACUUAGCUGUAAGAAAUUUAGUCUUUGUAUAUAGCUGCUAACCUCAUGGAAAUGUUUAUUUUUCCAUGCUUCUUAGUUAACAUAAGUGGCAGUCAAGCUGUAUACACACGCACUCACAUACAUACAAGCACACCAUCAUAUAUAUAUGUGUGUAUAUAUAUAUACACACACAUCUGCACAUAUAUACUAUAUCUCUUCAGCUUCACUUGCUGUAUUUUUCAUUGUAAGAAUCUGACAUUUUUGGCAUUUCAAGAUGGCGUUUGUUUAGGAAAGAAUUACAUAGGUCACUGGAGAAAAAGUUAUUAAUUUUUUUUCCCGCAUUGGGAACUGCCUUCUGUUUGCCUUAUCUUUUCACAUAGUCUGUAAAGUUGGGCAAUAUUCAGGAAGCUAUUUAGAACAGUUUCUCAGAGUGGAUUUGGAUCAUUGUUUUGGGAAAGAUUUUUAGUUUCAUAAAGUUUUUGGAUUGCAGGAACUUGAGUAAGAGGGAUCUAAGAGUUAAGUUCAGGGCACAUGAUAAUCCAGAAAGAUAAUCUCUAUUCCUUAGGGAUAUAGUCAUUUUGGAGAAAUGGAAAGGAAAAACAACAGGAUUUUAUAUAACUGUGAUGAAUAAAGAAAAAUCUUUGUUUAUUUAGAGAAUGGGAGACAGAAUGGAGGUCCUGGCCUUAAGUUAAAUUCCUGAUAGUGCUUUUGAUAUUCAAACCUUAGGCCUUACUGAAUUAUAGCAAUGCUGUAUUUUUCUUUAGCUACCCUAUGAUUUGUUCUUAAAAGGGUUUUUUCAGUGGUAUCUUUAAAGAAGAAACACAUGUAUUUUUAUUUGAUGAUUAGGAAAAUGGGCAAUACCAUUUGCCAUAUUUUUAUUUUAUAAAUGUUUAUUUUUCUAUCUCAUACAAUGAUCAGUUUUACCUUAAAAAUUAUGUGUUUCAUCUGCUUCUCAUGUACUUCAUCCAAUCAUAUUUAUUAUUAUAAAAUGUUAACUGGAGAUACUUCAUUCAAAAAAAAAAUGUUAAACCACUUAAUACAUAACCAGAAUGUUAGUGUAUCACCUGUCGUAGUGACCAAAGGUGGUAUCUCCCUUGUGAUAUCCAAUCAACAUCUCUAUUACAUAUUUGUUACUUUUUUUAGGUUUUUUAAAAAUAAGAAUUUUAAAAUAUCGUAUCUUUAUUUUUUUGUAAAGCAAGCAUUUUUUAAGAGUAUCAGAGUAAUUAUUACCUUAUGAAUAAGGAAAUAGAAAUCACACUCAAUCACUUAAAUCCUCUUGUUUUUUGUCAUUCCAAUAGUGUGAUAAUUAUCUUUGCCACUAUAGUAGCAACUAGUGACUGUAUUUUAAUGAACUGCCAGAUACUCUUCACUGUGUUCUCUAUUCUUUGUCAUUUUUAUAUAAAUGUGGAAGCAUUUAUUUUACUUUAUUCCUGCUUCUGGAAAAUGGUGCAGUUUAAUUUUUAGGCCCACAUAUACUAUGUUUUAAUGUUACCAUGUAAACUAAUACUUCUGGCCUCGGAAAACCUUUCUGUUUCUAUAUCUGUUCUUUGGAUACCAGGCGCCUUUAACAGCAGUAUUGUUGAAUAAGCACAAGAUGUUAUGGAGCUUUAUUAUAAGGCUGCUUGCCAUGUACACCCCCUGUGUAAAUCCUUGCCUGGGAGUGAGGUUAGAUAGAAUCAGAUUAAAUGUUUUGACUUGGAAAAGAUUUUGACUCUAUUCUUGAAAAUCUUAUACAAGAUUUUUGUUGUAGUAAUGGCCAGUUACUUCAUUUGCUUUUAAAAGAACAUUGAGAUUUUUAGAAUGUGACUUUGUGUACUAUUGAAUUACCAUUUCUCAAGUGACUUUACAGUAACCAGCAACAACAUGAACUGUAAAAGAAAAACUAUAUGGUUUUUGAUCAUAGAGAAACAUCUAAAUUAGAAAACAAAGGUAUGGUUAGAUGGUCUCAGGUGGAAAACCUUUUUAGAAUGGCAGUGGCCAUGUAGAUCUAGGUCGACAUUUUUCAAAAUGUUUGACCUUGGGCCUUACGUUUAUAGAACUCCCUCCAAAAAAUUCUGAACCCAACCUGUUUCCCCUUUCCUUCUCUGCUUUGGUGUGAAGCUGAACUCGACGGUGAAUAAAUUCAUUACUGACUGUUGUCCAUCUCAUUUCCUCAAAGUUGGAACUUUUCAGUAUAUAAAUAUUUAGUUUUUAACUGGUAACUAAUUUUGUUUAAUACUGCCAGAUCUUCUCUAAAUUUUAUGUUGUGCCAAAGUGGAAAUACCUAUUCUAAUAUGGUGCAUUGACUUAACCACUAAAGUGGUUAACAUUUUAAAGCCUUGAUUUUUAAGGAGCAUUGCCUUUGUGGAAAAACUACUACUUUGGGAAUAUCAAGAGGAAUCAUGAUUUAGUGAUGAUUUUCUUAAAAGAUAAACUGUGAUGAUGGGCUGUAAGAUCUUAUGCCUAAUAAAGGAGUAAGAACCCUGUGUACACAGCUUUCCGAAGGGCUGAGAAGAGAACAGAGCUGGCAGGGAGGGAAUUUUUCUUUUUUGAGAAGACAACAUUUGUGUAGGGAGCCUUAACAUUGAAAGGAAGCACUGUUCAGGUAGACUUCACUGUACAUAGUGUGCCGUAUUCUGACAGCAUAGGCUUUGUAGAAACAAUCACAACAAGUCAAAACCUGAUGUUUCAACAGAAACAAAAAAGAUUUUCACAGCACUUUCUUCAUUACUUAGAGCUCUUCUAUAGUCAGAGAAGUGACGAUAUAAAGUGAUCCCCUUGUGUCCUCAUUUCUGGUGGUGCCUGUGAGUCUUAAAGCCAUAUCUGCUUAUCUUAUUAGUAAAAGAAUCCUUUUUUCUUCUUAGCCCAUGCUAGGUAGUAUGGGCAGGUAGACGCAAAACGGAGGCUGUCCUGUUAAUGCUGUUUGGGGCACGGUGUCAUCCAAAUCUUGGUGGAAGAAUCGCUUUUGUUCAUGAUAAUAUGUAAGACUAUUUAUUAAAGGGAAGAAUCAGAGGCUUUUGCUACUCCUGGCAUUUAACAGCUAUCAUUAGAAAUGCUGAAAUUGUAUUUUAAAGGAGUCAAGAAAGAAAGGGUAAACUGGGAAAAUCUCACAGUCACCUUUUUGACGAGUCCUGCACUUCGUGCCAACAGUGCCUGUGAGGAGCAGUAUUGCCUUGAUUUAGUUUGACUCUAACCAAAGCCGGUGAACGUUACUUCUCCUUUGUGUGAACUAUAGUCAACUCUCCAUCGAGAUACAAAAUUCACAGAUGAUCCCCAAGCUUUCUUGUCAUCAGGAGCUUCGAACCUACUCUCCUACAGAGCGGUGGCUGACCUGUAACAUUGAUAGGUCUAUCAUUUUAAUCCAAUCUGUCAACCUCUGGUAAGCAGUGGUCUGACCAAAAAGACUAGUAGAAGGAGAAUGAGAAUUUCCUGGCCAUAUCCUUCCCACCAGCUGAUCGCCUCCUGAAUAAUUGAGAGUUGACUAUCCUUUUCUGUAGUGACUAUCUUGAAGAUAUUUACAAAGGUUCUUUUGUGCAGUGAAGACAUUCAGAUUAUUUGUAAGAAUCUCACCAACACUCUUGUGUAUUGAUAUGCUCACCAUUAACAAAAAAAGGAGAAACCAAACAAAAUAGAGAUGUUUACUCGAAAUGGGAGAUUUGCUUAUGUGAAGUGUUUCUAUUUUAUUACUUUGAAGAAAAAAAUAAACCAGAAAAACUUCUGCUUUGUCAGGAGGACACCACAGUGGUUUUUAAAGGUUUUAUUUGAUGCCACAAAGUAAUGCAGUCAUGUUGAUUUCGUGAAAAUAGAUGGCCCUAAAAACCAUUUUCUUUUAUCUCCAUAUGUGAACACUCCCUAGGAACAUGUUCUUAAUAGACUCAAUAUGCAUUUGUAUAUUCUCGAUAAACCAGAAAAUGUUUUUCUCUUUUUGGGUAAUUUUUCAUAGCAUAGAGAACCAACACUAUGCUAGUUUCAAUACGUCACAUUACAUAAAGGCAAAAUUACUUGUGUAGCUUAGUACUCUAUUAUUAUUCAUUGCUGAGGUUCAUUAUAUAAAGAAUAGAAAAAUUGAAAGACAGGGUUUGAGUGACAUUUCCUUCACUAAAAGAGCAAGAUAAAGAACAGUGAAGACAGUUGAGAGAAUGUACUAUAAUAUUUACUUAAGAUACAUUUUUAUUGGACUGAAGUUUCAGACUGUAAUUCCUAAAAUAAUUUCUUGCUGAUAAACUUGGUAAGAAGGUUUUUGAUGUCAAAAUUUUUGUACUUCUGAUUAAAUUAGUCUAUGAAGGCCCCAUAGGCUGUAACUUCAGCAUUUGCUGUAAACUGAAAGCCAAAUACCCUUUCUCAGAAUAGGUGUAUAUUGGGGAGAUAGCGUAUAAAAAUGAUGUUCCAAAGUGAGAAUUCUCUGUAAUGGCAUUUCCUAAAACAAAAAUAUAUGCCAGCAUGUUGUGUUUUGAAGAGGUGCUAAAUUAAAAAUAUAAUAGUUUGCUCAUAUAAAUCAAGUUGCUCAGGAAAUUUGAGGCGAUGUUGUCAUUUUUCUUAAAAUUGGGAAAAGUGGUCUCUUGAAAUAGAGACUACACAGUGGCCUGACACUUUCAAAUUCUUUGGUAUGGCGAUGUGUAUAAAACAAAGGAGAUAACUAUCUCAAGUGCUCAUUGAUUUAUAGCCAAGCCCCUGAGGUUUAGGCAGCUUUGAAGUAGCUAUUUCAUGGAACUGAACAGAACAUUCAUGGAAUAUGGUUGCCUAUAUGAGGACAGAAAACAGGCCACCUCCAACCACAUGCCUACCUAGAGAUUAAGUAAAACUGUGAGAGACACUUUGUGGAUGCCUUAUAGGGGACCAGUAGUGGGUGCUGGUGGGUGUAUG
This is a messenger RNA of Nycticebus coucang (slow loris), 7691 nucleotides long. It is a transcript of the gene CCDC50, whose product is annotated as coiled-coil domain containing 50. Gene Ontology annotation, cellular component: cytoplasm. The transcript has 13 exons. Gene Ontology annotation, molecular function: ubiquitin protein ligase binding. The coding region runs from base 406 to 1821 and encodes 471 amino acids. The record is from RefSeq and is a predicted model, not a curated record. NCBI's taxonomy places the organism in Eukaryota, Metazoa, Chordata, Mammalia, Primates, Lorisidae.